Eimeria tenella is the source of this 1516-nucleotide messenger RNA. RefSeq lists its product as uncharacterized. The annotation marks the transcript as partial. The transcript has 6 exons. NCBI's taxonomy places the organism in Eukaryota, Apicomplexa, Conoidasida, Eucoccidiorida, Eimeriidae. The record is from RefSeq and is a predicted model, not a curated record.
GCACCCCAGGAAUAUUAUUCAUAUUGACAGGGGGCCCCCCCAAGAGGAGGGGCCCCCUGGGGGCCCCCCCGAGGGCCCCAAAGCAGCAGGCAGCACGUUAUCUGCUGCUGCGCGCAGCAAGCACCCCGGCCACGAUUUCGUUAGACAGUUGGCCCUUGGGGCCCCCGGGCUGUCGCUGCUGCAGCGCUCUUUGGCUCUGAACUCCAUCAUAGAGGAUUGCCACGACAUUAGACUUGCUGCAGCAGCGCUUCAAGGGGAGCUGGAGGAGUGUCCAGCGAGCCACGUUGCUGCUCGUGGACAACUGCAGCAGCAGCUGCAGCACACGCUACUACAGGCAGCUGAGCUGCUGCUGCUGCGGCACUGCUGCACUUCUUUGCCGCUGCCAAUGCCCUUCCUGCUGGACUUUUGGGCCCCAGCAAUUUGCCCCUCUGCUGCUGCGUAUGUCUCGCGGCUGCGGCAGCACUACCUGCGGCUGCAGCAGCAGCAGCAGCAGCAGGAGCAGCAGCAGCAGGAGCAGCAGGAAGAAGGGUUCCUUGGGGCGCUCCCGCCGGGCCUGAACAGCCUUGUCACAGAGGGCCGCAGCAGCACCAAGUGGCUCAUCAGCAGCGUCAGCAGCAGCAGCAAGGGCCUGCGGCUGCUGCUGCUGCUGCUGCCCAUGCUCACCGACGCCUGCACCGCUUUGCUGCUGCAGGGGCUGCUGCUGUGCCCCGAGGCCCUCCUUGAAGUCUUUGCAGGCGCGGACGCUGUCCUAGCAGCAGCAGCAGCAGGACCCUCCGCAGCAGCAGCAGCAGCAGCAACAGAAGGGGCCUCAGGGGCUCCAGCAGCAGCAGGAGCAGGAGCCCCUGCAGCAGCAGCAGCUGCUGCUGUUGCGGGGGACUGCAGCCUGCGGCUGUUCGAGGAGGUGAUGCGGUCGACAGGGACAGCAGCAGCAGCACUUGCUGCUCUGCCCAAGAACAGCCUGCUCAGUUUGCUGCUGCAGCAGCAGUCGGAGGGCCACGAGCGCAGCAGCACUUGCUGCUUCUUGCUGCUGGGGGUCCUCAGGGUGUUAAGGGCUGCGGGGCCUUCCCGCACUGCUGUCUUGUGCAGCUUCUUAGAUGUGCUCGACUGGGGCCUGCAGCAGCAGCAGCAGCAGCAGCAGGAGCAGGCCUCGCUGGUCGCCAUAGCGGCCCACAUGAGCGGAGCCUGUCUUCUUGCGCUCCUAACAAUUCACCUUCCUCGCGCUGAGGGCACUGCAAACCCUGGACAAAUGAAAGUGAUAACGCGUUUUCUGUGUCUGGUGACGGAGGCGUUGGUGUCUUUGCUGGCGAAGAACUCUAACGAAGCAACAGACCAGCAGCAGCAGCAGCUGCAGCAGCAGCAGCAGCAGCGGCUGAGGCCUCUGAUCCGCUGCCUGCUGCAGCAAGCGAGACAGUGCCCCGCAUGGGCUGCCACCAUCACCACCCAAGCCAUGAGCUGCCUGGGAGAGGCAGCAGCACGGGCCUUCUUGGCCUCUCUGGUGUCUGCAACGGAGUUUUAG